Ceutorhynchus assimilis (cabbage seed weevil) is the source of this 432-nucleotide messenger RNA. NCBI's taxonomy places the organism in Eukaryota, Metazoa, Arthropoda, Insecta, Coleoptera, Curculionidae. The record is from the annotation of a GenBank genome assembly.
AUGGCAGAAAGUAACAGGGCUCCGCAAAGGCCCAAAAGGCCCAAUAAACAUCCGAAUCAUGUUUUACGCAAGAGGCAGCCCCAAAAACCCGAACAAGGCAAAAACGUGAUUUAUGUUAGCACUAGAACAAGCAUCAAGGGGCUCCUAGAACGUUGCACAAAACUAAUAAACAACAAUGAAAACGAAAUUAUAAUCUAUUGUCUAGGAGCUGCAAUUCAACGAGGCAUAUUAUUGGCUCUUCAAGUGUGUGAAAGGCACGUUUCUUAUCAACAUGAAACCAAAACGUACACCACAACAUUAAUAGACGAUUUAGAACCAACCGUCGAUGAUGCAGAUUACGAAUUGCAAAAAAGAUUUAAUUCUGGUUUGAGAAUAAGAGUUUUCCGGAGUGAUUUAUUGGAACAACCAAGCACUUCUGAUAGGAAACAGUAG